GGCGUAUAAUUGGAAAACAACCACUGCAGCAAUUCCAGCAAGUAGUUGAAAGCCCCACACAGCUCACAAGGACCAAUCACAUCUUUACUUUACUCUCUGUUAUUUGAUCACCUCUUUCGUUUCAACUUCAAUUUUUUGAAACACAAGAAGAGGAGAAGAGUAAGAGAGAAGAGAGGCACAUUCACCAAGCCCUUCUUCUCCCCCAUCCGCCUCUAAAUCACAGAAACCCUAGCUAGGGUUCCUUCCUCUGCCCUUGCUGCUGCUUCUCUUCUCAUUUACUGAUCCAAUCCAAUCAUGGCGGACGAUGCCACCACAGCUCCUCCUCCAUCAUCUUCCGCCGCCACCGCGCCGCUCGGCUCCUCCGUGAUCUCGCUCGUGAACCGCCUCCAGGACAUCUUCUCCCGCGUCGGCAGUCAGUCCACCAUCGACCUCCCUCAGGUGGCGGUGGUCGGCAGCCAGAGCAGUGGCAAGUCCAGCGUCCUGGAGGCCCUUGUCGGCCGCGACUUCCUCCCUCGCGGCAACGACAUAUGCACGCGCCGCCCGCUCGUUCUGCAGCUCGUUCAGACCAAGCGCAAGCCAGACGGCUCCGAGGAAGAGUACGGCGAGUUCCUACACUUGUCUGGGAAAAGGUUUUACGAUUUCUCCGAGAUUCGUAGGGAAAUCCAGGCUGAAACUGAUAGGGAAGCAGGAGGGAACAAAGGUGUCUCUGACAAGCAGAUUCGACUGAAGAUUUUUUCACCAAAUGUUCUUGAUAUCACGCUUGUUGAUCUCCCUGGCAUAACAAAGGUUCCUGUGGGUGACCAGCCUUCUGAUAUUGAAGCCCGAAUCAGAACAAUGAUCAUGUCAUAUAUUAAAACCCCGACCUGUCUCAUUCUGGCUGUCACUCCAGCAAAUUCAGAUUUGGCCAAUUCAGAUGCUCUUCAGAUGGCGGGAGUUGCUGAUCCUGAGGGUAAUAGAACAAUUGGCGUGAUCACAAAGUUGGAUAUCAUGGACAGAGGUACUGAUGCCCGGAAUCUAUUACUAGGAAAAGUUAUUCCCCUCCGACUUGGUUAUGUAGGUGUUGUAAAUCGCAGUCAGGAGGAUAUCUUAAUGAACCGGAGUAUAAAGGAUGCUCUUGUUGCUGAAGAAAAGUUUUUCCGCAGCCGUCCUGUAUACAGCGGGCUAGCUGAUAGUUGUGGCGUUCCUCAACUAGCAAAAAAAUUGAACCAGAUUCUAGCACAACAUAUCAAGGCUGUGCUACCAGGCCUGAGAGCACGCAUAAGCACUUCACUAGUUGCUGUUGCAAAGGAGCACGCAAGCUAUGGAGAAAUCACCGAGUCUAAGGCUGGACAGGGUGCUCUUCUCCUGAAUAUUCUUUCAAAAUACUCUGAAGCUUUCUCAUCCAUGGUUGAGGGAAAGAAUGAGGAGAUGUCUACAUCUGAGCUAUCUGGUGGAGCACGAAUUCAUUACAUUUUUCAAUCUAUCUUUGUGAGGAGUCUAGAGGAGGUGGAUCCAUGUGAAGGCUUGACUGAUGAUGAUAUUCGUACUGCCAUACAGAAUGCAACUGGGCCUAAAUCAGCAUUAUUUGUUCCUGAAGUGCCAUUUGAAGUCCUUGUACGAAGGCAAAUAUCUCGUCUAUUGGAUCCUAGUCUUCAGUGUGCCAGGUUUAUAUAUGAUGAAUUAAUAAAGAUCAGCCAUCGGUGUAUGGUUACUGAACUGCAGCGAUUCCCUUUCUUGCGGAAGCGCAUGGAUGAAGUAAUAGGGAACUUUUUACGGGAAGGCCUUGAACCCUCAGAAAACAUGAUUGGACACCUCAUAGAAAUGGAGAUGGAUUAUAUAAACACCUCCCAUCCAAAUUUUAUUGGUGGAAGUAAGGCAUUAGAAAUGGCAAUGCAACAUGGCAAGUCUUCUAGGGUACUACCUAUUUCUAAGCCAAAGGAUGGUCUGGAUUCUGAUAAGGGAUCAGCCUCUGAAAGAAGUGUGAAGUCUCGAGGUAUUCUUGCCAGACAGGCUAAUGGGGUAGUUGCUGAUCCGGGUGUUCGUGUUCCUUUGGAUGCUGAAAAAGUUGUACCCUCUGGAAACCCUAGCGGAUCAAGCUGGGGUAUCUCAUCCAUUUUUGGCGGAGGUGACAGCCGUAUGGCUGUGAAGGAUAAUACAGCCAGUAAACCACAUAUUGAACCAGUUAACAGCAUGGAGCAAUCAUUUUCUAUGAUCUAUUUGAGAGAGCCACCUCCUGUAUUGAGGCCAUCUGAGAGCAAUUCAGAGACAGAAACUAUUGAAAUUACAGUAAUAAAGUUGCUUUUGAAAUCAUACUAUGAUAUUGUCAGAAAAAAUGUUGAGGAUCUUGUCCCCAAAGCUAUUAUGCACUUCUUGGUAAACAACACCAAGAAAGAGCUGCACAAUGUCUUCAUUAAAAAGCUAUACAGAGACAACCUAUUUGAAGAGAUGUUGCAAGAACCUGAUGAGAUAGCCACGAAAAGGAAGCGCUGUCGAGACCUUCUCCGUGCUUAUCAGCAGGCUUUUAAGGACUUGGAAGAACUGCCUCUGGAAGCUGAAACAGUUGAAAGAGGAUUCAGUUUGCCUGACACAACUGGUUUGCCUAAAAUUCAUGGGUUACCAACUUCAUCAAUGUAUUCUACAAGCAGUUCUGGAGACUACUAUGCGUCUCCUAAGAACCCCAAGUCUAAGAGGUCCUCCCAUUCUGGGGAACUUCAAUCACCGUUGCAUGCUAAUUCAGAUUCCAAUGGAAAUGGAAGGCCAUUCCCAUCCGGGUUCUAUCCUGCGGUUGAUGCGUGAGCUAUAUCUAACCUUGC
Arachis duranensis is the source of this 2792-nucleotide messenger RNA. RefSeq names its product dynamin-related protein 3A. Gene Ontology annotation, cellular component: mitochondrion; peroxisome; cytoplasm. The coding region runs from base 295 to 2775 and encodes 826 amino acids. The transcript is spliced from 20 exons. Lineage: Eukaryota; Viridiplantae; Streptophyta; Magnoliopsida; Fabales; Fabaceae. Gene Ontology annotation, biological process: mitochondrial fission; peroxisome fission. The record is from RefSeq and is a predicted model, not a curated record. Gene Ontology annotation, molecular function: GTP binding; GTPase activity; microtubule binding.